Molecule: messenger RNA, 4044 nt
Organism: Canis lupus familiaris (dog)
Lineage: Eukaryota; Metazoa; Chordata; Mammalia; Carnivora; Canidae
Gene: PLEKHM2
Product: pleckstrin homology and RUN domain containing M2
Exons: 21
Coding region: 527-3211 (894 amino acids)
Biological process (GO): regulation of protein localization; lysosome localization; positive regulation of membrane tubulation
Cellular component (GO): endosome membrane
Molecular function (GO): kinesin binding
Source: RefSeq, a predicted model, not a curated record
CGGCCCGGCGGCGGGGCGGCGGCGGCGGCGCCAUGGAGCCGCGGAGGUGAAGGACCGCAUCCUGGAGAACAUCUCGCUGUCGGUGAAGAAGUUGCAGAGCUACUUCGCCGCCUGUGAAGACGAGACCCCCGCCAUCCGGAACCACGACAAGGUCCUGCAACGUCUGUGCGAGCACUUGGACCACGCCCUGCUGUACGGCCUGCAAGACCUCUCCUCUGGCUACUGGGUGCUUGUGGUGCAUUUCACCCGGAGAGAGGCCAUCAAACAGAUCGAGGUGCUGCAGCACGUGGCCACCAACCUGGGGCGCAGCAGGGCCUGGCUGUACCUGGCGCUCAACGAGAACUCCCUGGAAAGCUACCUGCGGCUGUUUCAGGAGAACCUGGGUCUGCUGCAUAAAUACUACGUCAAGAAUGCCCUGGUCUGCAGCCACGAUCACCUGACUCUCUUCCUGACCUUGGUGUCUGGGCUGGAGUUCAUUCGAUUCGACCUGGAUCUGGACGCUCCAUACUUAGACUUGGCCCCCUACAUGCCCGACUACUACAAACCCCAGUACCUGCUGGACUUCGAAGACCGCCUCCCCAGCUCGGUGCAGGGCUCGGACAGCCUGUCCCUCAACUCCUUCAACUCCGUCACCUCCACCAACCUGGAGUGGGAUGACAGCGCCAUCGCCCCAUCCAGUGAGGACUUCUGCGUUCAUUUGAAAAACUGGCGGUUUCUCCACCUUCACCCCCACGUGGGAAACGAGAGCUCUUCAUUUACUGCACCUGCCUCACCUCCAGAUUAUGAUUUUGGAGAUGUGUUUCCAGCAGUGCCGUCUGUACCCAGCACAGACUGGGAAGAUGGAGACCUCACGGACACGGUCAGCGGCCCCCGCUCCACUGCUUCCGACCUGACCAGCAGCAAGGCUUCCACCAAGAGUCCCACCCAGCGCCACAACCCCUUCAGUGAGGACCCAGCAGAGACGGUGUCCUCCUCCGACACCACCCCUGUGCACACCACCUCUCAGGAGAAGGGGGAACCCCACACUCUCGACCUGCCGGACGCCUGCACAGAGCUCGAAGUCAUUAGGGUCACGAAGAAGAAGAAGACCGGCAAGAAGAAGAAGGCGAGGUCGGAUGAGGAGGCUAGCCCCCUCCACCCCUCCUCCACCCAGGACGGCUGUGCCCGCCGCGGGGGGGAUGGUGACAGCCUUGUCAGCAGCCCAGGCCUGGGGCGGGCGUCCCCGGACGCCACCUUUACGCCCCCCCAGGAGGAGGGAGAGGGGCCCAGCAGCACAGCCGAGAGCAGCGAGCUCUCGGAGCCCGGCCCGGUGGGCCUGCUUAUCCCCGAGAUGAAGGACACGUCCAUGGAGCGCUUGGGGCAGCCCCUGAGCAAGGUGAUCGACCAGCUCAACGGGCAGCUGGACCCCAGCACCUGGCGCUCCCACGCCCAGUCCCCAGACCAGUCCUUUCGGGCCGGCUCUCCCGGGGACGCCCCGGAGAAGCCACCAUGUUGCGACUUUAGUGAGGGGCUUCCAGCCCCCAUGGACUUCUACCGCUUUACCGUCGAGAGUCCAAGCACUCUUACAUCAGGUGGCAGCAACCAUGACCCUGCAGGGCCUGGCCAACCGCUGCAUGUUCCUGGUAGCCCUGAGACUGCUGGCCAAGAAGAGGGAGGAGGAGGAAGAGAGGGACAGACGCCUGGGCCCCUAGAGCGCGCCCCGAGGGAGGCCGGGGGGCCAGAGCCCCGGGAACUGGACCCUGAGUCGCCCCUGGUCCGGGAGGGGCCUGUGCCUGAACCGGAGCCGGGGGCCCGCGAGGCUCUUUGCCAGCUCAAGCGAGACCGGCCCAGCCCGUGCGUGAGCAGCGCUGAGGACUCUGGGGUGGAUGAGGGGCAGGGGAGCCCGUCGGACACGACCCACUCGGCAGAGUUCAGAGUGGACAACAAUCACUUACUCCUGCUGAUGAUCCACGUGUUCCGAGAAAACGAAGAGCAGCUCUUCAAAAUGAUCCGGAUGAGUACCGGGCACAUGGAGGGCAACCUGCAGCUGCUCUACGUGCUGCUCACAGACUGCUACGUCUACCUGCUUCGGAAAGGGGCCGCGGAGAAGCCAUACCUGGUGGAAGAGGCUGUUUCUUACAAUGAACUUGACUAUGUGUCGGUGGGCCUCGACCAGCAGACGGUGAAGCUGGUGUGCACCAACCGCAGGAAGCAGUUUCUGCUGGACACGGCCGACGUGGCCCUGGCCGAGUUCUUCUUGGCUUCUUUGAAGUCCGCAAUGAUCAAAGGCUGCCGGGAACCACCUUACCCCAGCAUCCUGACUGAUGCCACCAUGGAGAAGCUGGCACUGGCCAAAUUUGUGGCCCAGGAGUCCAAGUGUGAGGCCACUGCUGUCACCGUGCGCUUCUAUGGGCUUGUACACUGGGAGGACCCCAUGGAUGAGUCCCUGGGUCCCGUCCUCUGCCACUGCUCACCCCCCGAGGGCACCAUCACCAAAGAAGGCAUGCUGCAUUACAAGGCAGGCACCUCCUACUUGGGCAAAGAGCACUGGAAGACUUGCUUCGUGGUACUCAGCAACGGGAUCCUCUACCAGUAUCCUGACCGCACCGAUGUCACCCCUCUGCUCUCGGUGAACAUGGGGGGGGAGCAGUGCGGUGGCUGUCGGAGGGCCAACACCACGGAUCGGCCCCACGCCUUCCAGGUCAUCCUCGCCGACCGGCCGUGCCUGGAGCUGAGCGCCGAGAGCGAGGCUGACAUGGCCGACUGGAUGCAGCACCUGUGCCAGGCUGUGUCCAAAGGGGUCAUCCCCCAGGGGGUAACUCCCAGCCCCUGCAUCCCCUGCUGCCUAGUGAUCACCGAUGACCGCCUCUUCACGUGCCACGAGGACUGCCAGACUAGCUUCUUCCGCUCCUUGGGCACAGCCAAGCUGGCCGACAUCAGCGCCGUCUCCACCGGCCCUGGCAAGGAGUACUGUGUCUUGGACUUUUCCCAGGACAGCCAGCAGCCUCUCCUGCCCUGGGUCAUCUACUUGAGCUGCACGUCUGAACUGGACCGGUUCCUGUCUGCGCUGGGCUCUGGGUGGAAAACCAUCUACCAGGUGGACCUGCCCCACAAGCCCAUCCAGGAAACCUCCAACAAGAAGUUCGAGGACGCCCUGAGCCUCAUCCACAGCGCCUGGCAGCGGAGCGACAGCCUCUGCCGCGGCAGGGCCUCCCGGGACCCCUGGUGCUGAGGCGGCGCUGGCUGGCGUCCGUGGCCAAGAAACGCAGGCCGAGCAGCACCCGCCGUCAUGCUCUGUCAUCGUGCCGCUCGGGGCCAGGCUUCCACCCCUGUUCCAUAGCCUGCUCCCGCCCUGGGGGACAGAACCACCAACCGGGGCUUGAGACAGGGUCCCUCUCCUUCCAGGGAUGCAGGAUGGGUGCUCCACACUCUUGGGCGUCCCGCCCGGCCAGUGGUGACUGGAGAGCGCUGGGGCAGAGGGUCUGAGCCCUAUGGGCUCUGCAUACGCACGGCAUAUACAGAUGCAUGUGCAUCUCUUCGGGAUGGCAGCGAGAGUAACAUCCACUCUGAGGGGAGCAGAAGGACCGGGGGGCAGGAGUCCCUCUUCCUCUCCUGGGUCAGCGGUCUGGGCCGAGGCCCGGCCACCUUGUUCACGCUGGAACACUCAGCUGGCUGCGCAGGGAAGCCGGACACUAGGCUGUCAGUGCAUGUCCCCUCCUCACUAACUAUCCCCAGGCACACUGCCGCCUGCCCGGCCAGGGCCUACAGCUGGGGGGGUUCAGGGCCAGGCGGCCCCUCCCUGGCUGCCCAGAGGCCCUGCAUGUCCACGGCUCCUGCCUCUCCCCAAACCGCAGUGCCAGGAGGACCCAGGAGGACCCAGGAGUCAGGCCGCUCCUGCUGGGAGAGAAGGGAGGGCUUGGAGAGGAGCAGAGCCCAGCGGCCCGGGGUCCCCGUGCGUGCCUCCUGACCACCCCCUUGCUUGGCUGGAGCCGGGCCCUCUGGGGGAAGGGGUCAGAUGGUCUGGGUUUUGUUUUUUAAAAUAAAAUAGACAUGUUAUAUUGCCAA